Messenger RNA from Sinocyclocheilus rhinocerous, 3210 nucleotides. Its product is annotated as ral guanine nucleotide dissociation stimulator-like. The transcript has 20 exons. The coding region runs from base 330 to 2372 and encodes 680 amino acids. Gene Ontology annotation, biological process: Ras protein signal transduction. Lineage: Eukaryota; Metazoa; Chordata; Actinopteri; Cypriniformes; Cyprinidae. Gene Ontology annotation, cellular component: plasma membrane. Gene Ontology annotation, molecular function: guanyl-nucleotide exchange factor activity. The record is from RefSeq and is a predicted model, not a curated record.
CUUAUGUUUUAUGAGAGCGAUCUUGUUGUGUCGCGACGCGUCCGGUGCUCUUGCUGCUCUGAAUUUACCGGGCACCGCUCCUCAUCAGCGCGUCCAGCCAAUGACCACACGCGCUGCAGCCACAGCAGGAACUGCGCCCAACGCGCCGCCCGCGCGUCACCAGCGCAGACCUCACCAACACGCUCAGCUCGCCGCCUUCAUCGCGCCGAUAAGCGCUGACGGACGAAGCCGGAGGGGAGAGAUAUGGAGGGACAGAAACUCUGACUUCCGAGGAACCCACACGCAGGGGCGGAUGGACGCGAUAUUGCUCUCCUAACAGCAUCAUCAUCAUGCUCCCUCGAAGUAUGAAGACAUCUGGAGUAGAGCUGCCGGGUGUGGGGCCGAGAGAGGUGCCCCUCAUCGGAUAUCGACCCCUACAGCCAGAUGUGGACGGCCAUAAGGAUCAGCUGUGGAAGGAGAAUGAAAACAGGGAGGCAGAUCACACACAGGGGGAGCCGUCCCCGAUGAAGACCACAUGGUACUGUCCACUGGACCUGUCCACUGUGUCCGAAAUGGAGGAAGACGGUAUCAUCUACACUGUGGUGGUAAAACAAGGACACAUUUCCCCCGCCGGCCCGCAGUCCACAGCAUCCCGCUCUCAGCACGUCAAAGCAGGGACAGAGGAAAAGCUGGUCCUCCAUCUCUUUCAUUCCUUCUCCAUGGGCGACUCCUCCUUCAUCUCCAUCUUCCUCUCCACCUAUCGCUCGUUCACCUCCACCCAGAGAGUGCUGGACAUCCUGAUUGACAGGUUGGGAAAUCCUCCUGGGGAGAGCAAUAGUAACACUCGUCAGAUGUUCAAUAAGUAUGGCGAUCCUACCAAAGGUGUGACAUCUCCUGAUCCCUCGGAGUUUGAUGCCACCAGCAUCCUGGGGUUUCCAUCCAGUGUGAUCGCAGAGCAGCUGACCAGGAUCGAGACAGAUCUGUUUCUGAAGCUGGUGCCCUAUCACUGUCUGGGGUCUCUGUGGUCUCAGAGAGAUAAGAAGGGCCGGGAAGGAGCGUGCUGGUCGGUCAGAGCUACUAUCAAGCAGUUUAAUUGCUUAGCAAACGCUGUCACAGCCUCGUGCUUGUGGAACACGGCUCUGAAGAGCCAACAGAGGGCCAGACUGCUGGAGAAAUGGAUCAGCGUCGCAGAGGCCUGCAGAAGCAGGAAGAACUUCUCCUCACUGUACGCCAUUCUGUCAGCGCUGCAGAGCAACCCCAUCCACAGACUGAGAAAGACCUGGCAGGAAACAGACAGAGAAGCUGUGAGGAGAUACGAGGAACUUUCUGACAUCUUCUCAGAGAAAGACAACUACUCCCAGAGCCGUGAGCUACUCAAAGAGGAGGGGACUUCCAAAUUUUCAAACCUUGACACUAAAAUCAACAACAGGAGAUUUACAGGGUCGUGCGCUCAGGGCACUGUGCCGUACCUGGGCAUCUUCCUCCGAGAUCUCACCAUGCUGGACACUGCAGUCAAAGACCGAUUAGAGAAUGGCUUCAUCAACUUCGAUAAAAGACGACGGGAGUUUGAAGUCAUUGCUCAAAUUCGCCUCCUUCAGUCCUCGUGUAGAAACAGCAUUUUCAGAACGGAUGAGACGUUUGUUCAGUGGUAUCACAGCGUACCUACUCUGCGCGAAGAGGAAAGCUACAAGCUGUCCAAUCAGAUUGAAGCACCGGGCGAGCCGAGUCCUGGCCGUGGCCUGAACCCUACAGUGAUCAUCACACAGUGUCCAGACGCUCUCUCAGCCGUCGCAAAUACGACAAUGGAUGCUGAUGGCAUAUUUGACUUCCCGUCUCCUGUCAAUCACCUGCUGUCCAGGCUUUACAAGCAUGUGAAAUCCCCGUCCGUUUCCUGUCUGGAUGUUGAUUCGUCACCGCCGCCCAAUGAUGCCACGCCCUCCGUCCUGACCACACCCACUACAGCUGUCAAAUCACAUCGGCGGUCUGUCUCCUGCGGCAACAACCCCACCAAUAACAAACCAGAGGCGGGGCCUGAUAUGAGAAUCGUCAGGAUACGGAUGGAUUUACAUGACGGCAACUUAUACAGAAGCAUUCUGGUCACCAGUAAUGAUAAAACACCCACUGUAAUCAGUUCUGCAUUAGAGAAGCACAACCAGAAUGCUCAAGAAGUGUCCAAAUACGAGCUGAUCCAACUGCUGCCGGAGGGGAAAGAGUUAAUAAUACCUCCCACAGGAAACGCCUUCUAUGCUAUGUCUUCAGCUAGCGUGGACUUCCUGUUAAGAAGAAGAGGAGGAAAUACACCAACAGGGUCUCCGACUCUUGGCAACGAAACCAGCGCAACCUUUCCACGAAUCAAAGCCAAGGGCAGAAGACUAGUUCGGACACUAUUUUAACAUAAAAACAGGAUAUUCCCGUCCAAGUACUUUCAAAAGAAAAGACACAAAAUAUUUCAUUCAGAGCUCUUUGACGUAACUGUGUAGAAUCGACUCAAAUAAGUCAUUUUCAUAAGUCCUAAUAUUAGUAAUUUGAGUGAAAGCUUGGUUGAAAUGGCUCUAAGAUGUUAGUUACUGCUAAACAUUGCACUAUUUUUGCAUUUCAUAAAUCCAAAAUGAAUUUCAAGACAGAAUCACGUACCUUUUGCUGAUGCCAGCAUUUCCAUUACUUCCCCCGUCUACCUCUAAAGCUAGCAGUCCAUUGGUUACAGAAUUUUCUGCAUUAUUAAUGAACAUCAAACGGGGAUAGAGCAGCUAAAAGAUCCCAGCAUAAGAAAAUAAACACUUACAGAAGGUACUUACACCUGUCUAAUAUUUCAACCUACCUGAAGAUGAGUCGCAAAACCACUGCCGCUCUCCAAUGUCCUCACCAAGUAUGCAAACUGAUAGUUGCUUACUGUGUACUUUCUCUUUAAAUAUUUAUACAGAAUUCAUUAUGGUUUAUGGUAAUAUCGAGACUCUGUUCCAAAACCUAGUAUAAAGUUAAAAGUGUAAAACUAUCUAAGGCAGGAAACUAAUUGAAACGGAUCCUCAAAAGAGACCGAUCUGAAUCACUCUAAAUUGGCAGCAACUCUUAGGCCGCACGUGGGAGACUUUACAAUCGAUUUCAAUACAGUUUGAUGUUUGUUUCUAAGCUAACAGCACAAUAAUCUAGUAAGAAUAAUAAUACACUACUUUCCAAAAGUUUGGGGCCGCUAAGAUUUUCAAAAGAAAUUAAUACUUUUAUUCAGCAAGGUUA